CUAUUUAACAUCUCUUUCUCCUCUCUGAUUAUAUACGCACACAUACAGACAAGACACAAAUGGAGUUCUUUGAAAACCAUAUCAACAUCACCUAAAAAGCUGGUUUAGAACAUGCUUGUUCUCUCCUCCUCCCUCAACCUCACGCAACACCCCCCCUUCUCAGAUCUUUAUGAUUUCCUUCACACACAACUAAACAUAGCCUACACUCCUCAACUCACUGAAGAACCGGUGAUUAUCGACGACAAGUCCAGAAGAGAGAGAGACUUCAAGAGAGAGAGACGGCGAAGGGUUUCGGUGCCGCCGCCGCGGCGGUGGUGGUGGAUCUUCACGACGGUGGCCGUAGCCACCGUGAGAUACGGCGGUGAUGGCGGUGAGACCUGACGGCUAUCGGAGCCACGUCGGAAGCUGUACGGCGGUGGUGGUGCUCGGUCCGACAGAUUUCUUGUCACGGAUCAGGCUCGGGUUCAGCAGGUUUCAUGUUCAAGCGGGUCGGGUCAUGGUUCUAUUCAACAGAUUCAAGUUGGGUCUUGGUCGACUUAGUUCGGUGUCGGGUCAGACACGCGACUCCGGCUCGGCUCGAUCAUGGUUCGGGUUCACUCCGGUCAGCUUCGGGAUCGGUCAACCGGUCAAAGCAAGUCAAGGCUGGUCAAACUUAGUCAACGGUUCGGUCUCGGGUUCGGUCAAAGGCGGUCAACAGCAGAUCCGUUCGGUUUGGAGUUCAAGGAACGGGUCGACUCGGUCGAACCGAGUCAACUCGGUCAAACCUAGUCAACUCAGCGAGCCAACUCGGUCAACCCGGUUGACUCGGUCAACUCAGUCAACUCUACGACCCGGAAUGCUAUAGUUGCACGCUGGCUAAUGCACGUUCUUGGAACGACACUACGGAAUCACGCUAGGCUAGCUUUGCACAGGAAUGUCAAGGUGAGUUCAUAACCCCCACUUUUUA
Molecule: messenger RNA, 946 nt
Organism: Helianthus annuus (common sunflower)
Lineage: Eukaryota; Viridiplantae; Streptophyta; Magnoliopsida; Asterales; Asteraceae
Exons: 2
Coding region: 365-844 (159 amino acids)
Source: RefSeq, a predicted model, not a curated record